CAUGGCGGAUAACGUUGGUCAAGUGCUUGUAGUUAGCUGUAGUUCAUUUCUCUCCUCUGAAGAUAUUAUUCGUGAAAUGUGCAAGACAGAAUUUUCAUCUCCAAAAGAGCUUUCAAAUGGCAGUUUGAUUGCGUACCAAUGGAAAAUAGAAAAUAAGUAUUAUACAGCAGAUGUGCAACUUUGUGCUUCUUCUGUGAGCUCUCUCCCUCCUCAAUGUGAGUUUGCUGCUAACAUGAACUUCCAGAGUGUCAUUAUCGCGUUCGAUCUUAGUGAGAAAUCAAGUUUUCACAAUGUGAAAUCAUGGCUUCCGUAUGUUGAGACACAGGACCCAUCUGUACUGUUACUACUUGACUCUGGUAAAGGAAACAGCAGUAAAGAAAGUUCUAAAUCAGAGGUAGUUAAGUGGUGUUUGAAUAACUCAUUUGAAUUUAUUGAAAUGAAUUCUGAAGAAGAAGAAACCGAAGAAGAAGAAGAUGACUUUCAAGAGAAGACUGGGAUUGAUAGAGUUGUCGAGGCUCUUCAAUGUGCAGAAUGGCCAAACAUGAAAAUGCGAGAGAAUCCACGGAGUCAUAAAAGUUCCGAAGGAACGCAACAAGCGAAGGCUGUGCUCAGCAAUGACGAAAAACUAAGCAGCAACCAAGCUGCAGCAGCCGAGCGGCCACCAGUCUUCCCUCUGCCAACUGAUGAUCUCGAAUUGCUUAGCUGCCUCGCCAGUGAUGGAAACGACAAUGAAUCCUUUGAGGAAUUAUUUCAAAAACUGGCGGUCAUGAAAGAACGUGCAUCGUCUCUUCCAGCAACCGAAAGGAAGGAUUACGCAGAGAAGGUGGCCAUUGCUUUUUGGCGCGCCUUGGGUGGAAGUGAAGAAGAAAUUGCUGGGUUAGGCGAGAACGACGGCGACAAUAGCGAAGAUGGAGAGAAGUAGAUAUAGAGAACGUCGCUCCGGCGAAAACUGGAAAAUAUAAAUAACAUUUCUUGGUGGGACUUGAUACAGUGGCCCAUGUUUUUCAUUGAUGCAUGGGCGUCAAGUACAGACCUGUCAGACAUCAUGUUUAUCGUCAUCAGUGACGGAGAAGCUCCGAGUUUUUAACGGCUUUUUCGGUGAACAUACUGUUUUUGAUGUCCAAACAAGAUGACGUUUGGACUGACAUUGUAACUUAAUCAAAAAACUUGCAAUUUAUUUGGCAUAUAAUAUAAAAUGUUCAUAAACUUAGAAAUUGGACAACAACCACAUUUGCACUGCCCUCUAAGAUAAGAAAAAUAAGUGCAAAACCUUAAGAAACAAAACUCUGCGAUGUAAGGAAUAGAGAAUGUAUUGACUGAGAAGAGGCCUCUCAUGACUAACUCCUCGUACCAGCCACUUUGCGGAUCAUCUCGAUAUAGUGGCAGUUCACAAUUAAGCAUCUUAGUUUAUGCUUUACCUAAGGAAGCCGUGGUAGUCCAGAACACAAUUGCGGCGGACGUCUGCGCGUGUAAUGUAUAAGUGACCCCUGGUUUGAAAGAUAGGACUCGCUGCCUUCUGAGAGUGAUGUUGUUUUUUUGUAUGGCCGUCGUAUAUGCAGAUGUAAAAGUAAGAAUGAAUGUUUGGGACCAGAAAAGGUGCCUAUUAAAGGAUGUGGGGCAUGUGGCUUUUUUCCAAGGAAGAAUUGUUAAGAAUCUGAACUUUAAUUCACAACUGUUCGGUAAAUAAAAGCAUUCUUGUGACAAUUGUUCGCAAAAUCUGCCGAGACGAAGAGCAACACUGUAAAUAAAAU
This is a messenger RNA of Pocillopora verrucosa, 1751 nucleotides long. RefSeq names its product alpha- and gamma-adaptin-binding protein p34. The record is from RefSeq and is a predicted model, not a curated record. Lineage: Eukaryota; Metazoa; Cnidaria; Anthozoa; Scleractinia; Pocilloporidae.